Molecule: messenger RNA, 18469 nt
Organism: Porites lobata
Lineage: Eukaryota; Metazoa; Cnidaria; Anthozoa; Scleractinia; Poritidae
Source: the annotation of a GenBank genome assembly
AUGGCUGACAUGACAACAUUGAUAGUUAUCAGUUCCUUUAUCAUGUUCCCAGCUGUGAUGAUGGCACAGGAAGUUGUAAACCAUGGAGGUAAUGACUAAUGACAUCAGGACCAAAAUUUUAUUGCGCACCUGUUUGUAGGCAUUACGUUUAAGCACCCUGUUGUUGUUUAAUAUACAGAAAGCUGUCAAAAAAUCAUUCUGAAGUAAAAGAAAAAAAAAAUGAAAUAGUGAUUUUUACACAAAAAAUGUGCGAUCAAGACUUCAAAACCAGCCAAACGCCUUCGUUCAAGACUGAUCCUCUGUUUUACUUUCUUAAGAGAUUUUAAAUGAAUUUGUAUCUUAGAAAAUCGUGCUAUUAUUAUUAUUAUUAUUAUUAUCAACAUCAUCUUCAUUUUGUUAUUGUUAUAAAAUUAUAAUUAUUCCUGUUCCUAUCCUACCGUGGCGAAGGUUUAUAAUAGGGAGCUUAUAAAGCAACAACGACGGCGACGAUUACAAAAACGUCAAUAUUGAUAUCUGUAUUGUACUCUGGUUAUUGACCUGAUUGGUUAAUUAAGUCUCGAUGUGAUUGGUCUUGUGUCAGUUAAGCCGUGUUGUUAUUGGCUAUGAAGACUCGAGUUGUUUCGAUCGGUCUUUUGUCACAGUUUAACAGCGACGAUCCAGCGACAAGAAAUGGAGAUGUCAACAAUCACACUUCUUAUUGCUGAACAUACACCAUUUCCAGACGAAACAUUAAAUCGACCGGGCCUCUGCAACAAGUAUUACGCAUUCUACAGACUACCAUAACUAGCAGCGGUGGCGAAUGGUUCCGGGGGGUACUCCCAUACAUUACCUAUACGGGUAUGUGCCGCCCAACGGGGUCGUGAUUUUGAAGCUCCUGAUUUAGAACGGGGUAUCCAUUUCAGAGGCGUUUUCUAGAAGGAGGUAUAAAAACUUGUGGAUCACGGCUUUAUCUUCUGCUUAAAAUUGUUGCUGAUUAUAAUGAAGCAUUUAUAUGAUGUAUAAGUCGAAAAAAUAAAGAAAUAUCUUUUUUAAAAAAACAGGGCUAUUUCAAUUUAUAAACUCUCUAGAACGGAGUAUAAAAAAUUGGCCCAUUUCUAGAAUGGGGUAUCAGUUUUAGGGGAAAUUAUUUUUUAGAACGGGGUGCCAAUUUGGAUUCCCGGGCGGCACAUACCCACCCAAAAAAUACCCAAGUGCCCCCCCCCGGGCGAAUGGUACCUCGAAAAACGUGGGUCUCGGAAAAUUUUAACAGGAUCCCGAAAUCUCGGAAGCCUUUUUGAUAAGUCUCGAAGUCUCGUUUUUGUAUGGUUUGUUUUCACUUUUUUUGAGUCUCGAAACUUUUUACCAAAGAGUCUCGGGCUCGGAUUUCUAACUAGGGUCUCGGCGUCUCGGCGAGUCUCGGAUUUUACCAUUCGCCACCCCUACUAGUACUCAUCUUAGAAAGCUGGCUUACUAAAUUAGACCAUGCCCAAAAGCCACUGGAAUGGCAGUCAACGGGCACGGUACAAACGACUUAUGGCGGACUCAAGCAAAACUGACAAAAACAGAAGUGACUUUAUAAGCAAGAGACAAUUUGACUAACAAUAAACGACUGCAGGAGCCCAUCAAACGGAGCCUCCAUCUCCCAUACAAGCCCUUGGAGUCAACCCUUUCCCGAGUAGAUUUAUAAUUAGAACGGUUCCCAGGGGAGACUCGCGCGCCGACGGUGGGAAGAGCCAAUCACAACGACGAAAUGACACUGCUAUUGUACUUCAUCAAACAACAGGAAAUUCGGUGUUGACAGGCCAAACACAAUCAUAAGCUAGUGAAACCUGACUUUAGCGUUUUCAUCCCUCAGAGAUUUUCUUUCUUUUCCUUUUAGCCGGUAGAUUAUACUGUGGAGAGUUUUAAACUCUGACUAUGUUAAUCUUAGUUUUGACUGCUUGUCUCACAUUAAGAGACCAUAAAGCUGGUCUGUUAGAUGCAUAAUGAUUGACUACUACCUGCAGUCUGUAGUUCUGACAGGAUUCGUUUUCUUUAGCCAAUUUUUUAAGCGUUACGUUAAGGUUAUUAUUUCGGCUAAAUGACUCAAUAUUAAUCAAAUUUCUAGUUUUUCAAGGUUUUUUUUCCCGAAAUCUGUUUAUCUGAAAAAAUACUGGUAGUCCUUGUGGUUGUUUUGUCUGUCAGCUAGUGGGAUGAUUCCCUGCUAUGUUUUGUAACGCCGGGCCCAGCCAUUGUUUUCUCACAAAAAAGUGAUCUACAGAUGCGAAUUCGAAGGAAAGAAUUGAGCCUGAACGUCUACAUUAACUGCUGAGAAUUGUCCUGUCAGUCAAUCAUAAUUAUUUUGUCGCAGAUACAAUCCGUUUUGUUUUUCUUGAGCCAAGUGGGUCUUUGGACUACAGCGCAAUGUCACAAAUUCCUCCGUUAGCAAAUUACUUUUGAGUUAGCUUCACGGUCGAGCAACUGUUCUCUUCUGUUCAACGUUUCAAGUGCCAGUUUUAUAAGGCAACUCUCAUGGUGAUGCGAGUCAGUUGUAGAGGAAGACUGCAAUUUCUGAAAUUUCGGAAAUAAAGCAAUCCUCGUUAGUUACUACUUAGGUCAUCGCUUUUGCACGCGUUGCUUAACUGGCGAAAUCCACUCCACGGUGAUGACAAAAAUCAAAUCAUGAUCCUGGCACUUUUUCGGCGCUGAUCGUCGAAAAGUUCCAAAUCGUCCACAGAAUGCUUAAUCGUCGACUCUUUUCGAAGUGCAUGCGUACAUGUUAAAUGUAUAACGACAAAUAAAAACACUCGCAAAGAUAACCUUUCAGUGAUCCUCAGUUCGCUGCCUUUGUCUCAUCGCUUCUUGCUCAGUCUCAGUCGGGUAAUUCAUUAACUUUUAUUUCAUGAUACCCAGAUCCCAGCGGCUGUAAAAUCAUAAAAAUGGACGUAUAGUAAAAAGGAAAACGGUCGAAGGAUGGGCUUUCGAGUUCGACUUCAUCCAACUUCAUUUUUCUGACGGUGACAUACGAGACUCACGGAAAUAUGACACUUUUCGCGGGAAACAAGCCGUUCUAUUUAUAAAUCUACUCGGGAAAGGGUUGACUCAAGAAAUUAAUGGAGAUGGAGGCUCCAUUUGAUGGGCUCCUGACGACUGUAACAACAAACGACUUUGACUAUGAAGAUGACUACCCGACACAGUCCUACCUACUUAUGCAUUUAUAUUUACUGUUCAUUUAUUGUUUUGCUGUUUCGCAGUUUGUCCCGUUCCGAUGAAUAAAGAAGAAGAGGAGAUAAUUAAAGAGCAGGAAAGAAACAGAGAAGAAAUGGAAGAGAUCAUGAGAGAGAUUGAAAUCAGUUGUUUAGGUGAGUGAUAAAAAACCAUGGGAUGAAUAAUUAAGUACAAGUAAAAAUAACUUAAGGAAGGUUGGGGUCGUUUUUGUUAUACAAAGAACAAUGUAAAUUAUGCAUUUCUGAACCCGUUCUCUUCAUUGGAAGCGUUGUCGCUCAUGGGACGAAAAAAUCCCGCGCGGAUACCCUGCGGGGUGGGGGACGUACUCCGGAUUUCAAGGAACAGAUCCUUAGAGCUUUUGUUCCAACGCCUACUCUCCAUUGUAUAUACAACGCUCCUCAUUCAAUCUCAAUUCGAUUAUAGUGAGGAUAUUUAUCCUCUAAAUUGUUAAACGAUGUGAAACGCGCUACUCCCUAAGGGACUCUGUUAACAAACUGAGUGGGAACUAACUUCAUGAAGAACAGCUUCAGUUAUAGCGGAGAAGUGAUAUGAAAGGGCCAAAUUUUCAACAAUACCAAUUAACUGCAGUGUAAGCACACGUACCAUCACUGCGUUAUGGCCAGUACCUUACGUAUGCGCACAACCAUAUCACCCGAGCAGUGGCAGCCAUGGACAGCUGGUUAGCCCUUACUGGAGCUCAUCAGCUUGGCAUAGCCGUUGGAUCAAUUAGCGGGGGGUACUGCCUAGGCGAGUGCAAGCACUGCUUUAAUCGUAAGCUCCACCGUAAACACGUGGUAGUUGUUGGUGGGGAACUGCAAAACAGUUCUCCCACGGCAUGCGUAUGGAGAUGGUAUCAGAAAAAUUGACCUGUGUGCCCAAAUAAAUUUGAAACCAAGUAACUGCACCGAAGCACACGUGCCAACUCCGCGGUGUGGCCAGUACUUUACGCAUGCGCACAACCAUGAGCCCUAAUAAGGGCGAAACAGCUGUCCAUGGCUGCCACUGCUGGGGUGAUAUGGUUGUGCGCAUGCCUAAGGUACUGGCCGUACUUCGGAGUUGGUACGUGUGCUUCGGUGCAGUUAAUUGGUAUUGUUUCUAAAUCUUUCAGUCAAUUUAAACGAUUGGCUCAUCUGAAUUUCUGACUUUUAAGUACUGUGUACACGGCAUUCAUGAAAAGCAGGUCUUAGUUAGAUUAGUUAUGGUUUUGCAUGUUGUUUAGGGUACUUAGGUUUAUUUAAGAUUUUUUAUACUCCUGAUGAAUUUUACCGGGUUUAAAUAAAGAAUUAUUCUUUACUCUUCCUAUCAGUUGAAAUCAGGAGUACCCACCCCCCCCUGGCGAGGAUGCAAAACCGAAAGUCACUGGACAGUGUACAGGGGAACUCAACAGGAAAUUUUAAAACAACAACAAAGCAUAAAUAAAGCUUUCUGAAGCCAUUUUAAGCAUUUUGAGAGAUUGCUACUAAAAAUUAAUCUGUUCCUCACUCCCUGGAAGACUGAUGGAAGAGUUCCCAGCCGGCAGGGUGCACCUAUAACCUACAACCUGACUUACUGGAAGUUUCCCAGGAGGCGUAUGUCCAGACAUUACUGGCCAGUUGUGGUGUGGUCAUAGGGCAAAGUUCACCCCUCAGUAGUGGGGGUGGGGGGGAGGGGUUUGGGGGAGGGGUUUCUGAUGCAUAACACAUAGUAACUAUUCUAAACAUCAAAUCCCCUCAGACACAUUUUUUUCUUAGCAUCACUUUCCUUCCAGGGACAUAUUAUUUCUUCCACAUCUCCCAGCCAGCAAAAAUUGGCCUGAAGAACAGAUAUUUUGAGGAACAGAUCCUUUGGGUGCCCCUGAGUGUAGCCUAGCAGCACUAUACGAUGCGUCCUUAGGAGUGCAAAGUUUCUUGAUUGAAGUUUUGAGACUAACGUUCCAAGUCCUUUAACAAACUUCUUUAGCAAAUCACGCCGUGGUUGGUGACAUUGAACGAAGGGUAUUCAUAGAUUAUAAUAAUUUGAACUGAAUUGAACUGUUGCAAAUAAAUAAUUUAAACAACUCUUGAUCGGCUGAAAGGUGAAGGUGGAUUACUUUACGUCAAGUAAAUUCUUAUACCUAACUUCCAUUCGUUGAUUUGUAGAUGAGUGUAAAACAGGACAGCAUAACUGCCACGAUGAUGCGUACUGCACCAACACCAAGCGUUCCUUCACUUGUACUUGUAAGCCAGGAUAUACUGGGGAUGGUGUUAACUGUGCAGGUAGUAAACCAUACGAAGCUUAAACUAACAGGAUUUCAUCUUUAGUUUUAUGCUAUUCCAUACCAUAAAGAUUAGAGCCAAUCAGAAAGCUAGAAACCGGUUUCAUAUUUAGUCAAUGGUAUGUUACAGAUCGGUAGUUUCUACCUGUUGUGGACGGGUUCAAUCACAAAAUGACGUAAUACAAAAGAUUAAAAAGACAGUGUACAAUAUCUACACCACAUACAAUAGCUAACCAACAAUAGUUCCCCCAUCACCAAGAAACACCCCACAGGUCGUAUCCAUGAAAAAUGUCUGGUGUUAAUUGCAGCCUUCAGAUUCCCCGUAGCCUGCGAACAGGCUCACAUAUGCGAUUUCGAGGGAAAUUUGGGCGUGCACAUUUCCAAGCCCUUUUAUUCUCGCCGGCUUUGUCUGCUCGAACCGCCAAAAUUUUCCUUUUCGCGGGCUAAAUUCCCCCAGCGAAAGCUUUCCAAGUGUGCAACAUCUAAAUUGGUUUAUCAUUUGUAUUUUUUAGUUAUUUGGCAUUCAAUCUAACUUCCUUUUUUGUUUUGUCCACUACAAAAGUUCAUCAUUCUAUAAAAAUAUGAUAUAUAUCUAUCCUCAUUGGAUAGAAUCGACACAAAAAUCGAACCUGAUUGAUAAUUCAGCAUUAACUAUUGAUUUGCAGACAUAAAGGAGUGUGAGACUGGAAACAACCAAUGUGACCCCGAUACUUCAGUCUGCGAUAACACUAAAGGAUCAUACAAGUGUGUUUGCAAGUCGGGUUUUUCCAAAAGUGGACAUGAACAUAAAUGUACAGGUAAAUAUACCACCGAGCACUUCAAGAUAUGCUAAUUAAAAUGGAUACUUUAAAAAUGUCUUCUUCUUUUGUCGAAUUUAAGUGGGGUGAAUCAGGUUGAAAUUAUAAAAGCGUCGUCAAAAUAGGAACAUAUACGGCAUAUCAUGACGCUUAACAGAUCUACAGUUUGAUAAUUCAGCAUUAAUUCUUAAUUUUCAGAUAUAAACGAGUGUGAGACAGGAAAACACAACUGUAACGCCACCAGUUCAUUGUGCCAAAACACUAAAGGAUCAUUUAAGUGUGUUUGCAGGGAAGGGUAUUCCAGAAGUGGACCUGAACAGAAUUGUACAGGUAAAUAUACUACCGAGCACUUCAAGAUAUGUUAAUUGAAAUGGGUACUUAAAUAUAUCUUCUUAUUUUCAAUUUUCCUUUUCGCGGGCUAAAUUCCCCCAGCGAAAGCUUUCCAGGUGUGCAACAUGUAAAUUGGUUUACCAUUUGUAUUUUUUAGUUAUUUGUCAUUCAAUCUAACUUCCUUUUUUGUUUUGUCCACUACAAAAAUUUAUCAUUCUUUUGACUAUAAAAAUAUGAUAUAUAUCUAUCCUCAUUGGAUAGAAUCGACACAAAAAUCGAACCCGAUUGAUAAUUCAGCAUUAACUAUUGAUUUGCAGACAUAAACGAGUGUGAAACUGGAAACAACCAAUGUGACCCCGAUACUUCACUGUGCGUUAACUCUAAAGGAUCUUACAAGUGUGUCUGCCUGUCGGGUUUUUCCAAAAGUGGACAUGAACAUAAAUGUACAGGUAAAUAUACCACCGAGCACUUCAAGAUAUCAAUUGAUCUGCAGUUUGAUAAUCCAGCGUUAAUUCUUAAUUUUCAGACAUAAACGAGUGCGAGACAGGAAAACACAACUGUAACGCCACCAGUUCAUUGUGCCAAAACACUAAAGGAUCAUUUAGGUGCGAUUGCAGGGAAGGGUAUUCCGAAAGUGCACCUGAACAUAAUUGUACAGGUAAAUAUACUACCGAGCACUUCAAGAUAUGUUAAUUGAAAUGGGUACUUAAAUAUAUCUUCUCCUUUUCAGGCACGGAUUUACGUGAAACAGGUUUAACAGAAAUUGUGUAAUUCAUCAAAAACUCUCGUUUUUUUUCUUAGUUUGUCCAUUUUUUCCUUUUGCUUUGCUUUGAAAAUAGAGAUUGAAUUAAAGAGAUCGGAACUAACUACUUGAAGAGGGCAAAAGAGUGACGCACUCGCUCGAGGGUCAUGCGCACUGUCCUUCAUGAACUGGAAUGAACGACAGAAUGACGCAUUGUCGAUGUUUUUUUUACAGAGUCGUCAACUUGCAAGGACAUUUAUGAUACGACUUUGUGAGUACAGCAUAAGUGAUUACUAUGGUGUUAGCAACAUAUUGUACUACUUUUUUCGUCUCGAUAUAACACACAACUUUUCUCAUAUCAUAGUAAGAACCAGUUUCUUCAGGUUCGGACUUUAGACAAGGGCUUUCUUUGCGUACGAUGUAACCCCCAAUUAACUGUUUUUAAAAGCUUCUUCAUGUGGAGCACUAUGUCAGUUAGUGUUAUCUGGAAAAGGUGACUCCAAUGGUUUUUACUAGCAGCAAAACCUCCCAAGUUUGAGCUUUAAUUACAUUUUGCAGGCAAAGAUCUCGGAAAAAUGAAAUCAUGGCUUUGAUAGACAUAGAGGAAAUCUUGCUAGGACCAGUGUCAAUACCAAAUUUGAAAAGAAAUUUAUCGAACAGUUUCGCAGUUGUUAUCGCGUUUACAGAUGUAUGACACCACAAACAAAAGAGCACAACACAAACAAAUAAAACAAAUAAAUUAGAAAGACGGAAGUAAACAGGAAACGCAAAGAGCCUGAGUUCUCGCAAGCCGCCAUGUUUAGUAUUUAUGAUACAGAUGCAAUGUACAGCACAGAAGUAAGGCGAUUAAUUGAACAUUAUUUUCACCAUGGAUUUCAAAACCGCGUUGUUGUUGAUUGCGUUAAUAUUCGACAAGCAGUCACAAUGAAUCCUUCAACUUUGAAACGACGGCUUCGUGACUACGGUCUUAGCAGACGUAGCGUGGACGUUAGCGAUCAGUUACAGAACAGUGUGGCACUCACUAGCUAAGAUUGAAUCAUCACAUCCAUGUGCCAAGCGAAAGGGUUGCCAAUAUUCUUCGUGAGCUAAAUCCAGCUGGAACAAGAGAGAGCAGUCUGACACAGAAGGGCACGUACAAAAUCCUUUGGUUGGAAGUUGAAAGGUCAAAUAACAGGCCUGAGGUCCCUUCAAUGUGUAAAAGAAAAUGCUGGUUGUCCACGCCUUGGGAGAAUUGAUCGUGGCACCGAAAAUGGAACUUUCGCAGCGUGUACAUUUACUUCAGACGAGAAGGCGAAGGUCUCGCUCAUCUCUGCACAUUUCUUCUACCACCGGCAGGGAGAAGUGAGAAAAAAAUUCACUGGUGCUCAUUUCUUAAUUCUCAGAACUUGUCUUUUGCAUUUAUGAUUAUAUUGUAAUGAUAAAUGUGAAGCAGAUCGCACGCUUGAAAGUAUAUUUAGAAAAAUAAAAUAACUCAGGAGGAAGAAAAAGGGCGAUAUACUAUGACUUUACUAUGCCCCGUUUUAACACGGUGAAAUAAGGGAAACUCUCUCUGAAAUAACUGGGACCUUUCGUGUGGUCUAGGCUAACAAAAGAGGAAAGUGACAAGAACAGCUUGGGUGUUUUUAAACGUUGUAUAAAGAAAAGAUUUAGCAAAUUUAAUUUCAGGUGGCGGAUGUAAAAACUGUCUUUUUUGCAAUAGUUGAAUUAAUCACUUGUGCUGCUUUAGUUUAAUUAUUAUUAAUAUUAAUUGUUAUAUGUUACUACAACCAGUAUCUUUGUAAGUACCUUUGUAUCACCUUUAAAUCUUAUUGUACAAACUUAUUUUACUAUAAGCAACGCCUUCCAAACUAAAAUGUGGCCUCCCAAUUUGGGAAAAUUCAGAAGAGUAUUGGUAUUUGAUGCUGAAAACGUUUGUGUUUCUGAAAGGUUUUCGCUAAUUAAAAGGAGAAAAAAAAGUGUUCAGUUGUGUCCACAAGAAGCAACACAUCCAGUUUUCCAAUUCCACCAAAUUGUGCAAUUUUAUGUGAAAGAGAGCGUACACCCAUUGCGCUUUCUUUCUUGGAGAGAUUCAGAAUUUCUGAUCCCCCGGCCCAUAGCUUAACAGAACAAAACAGUAAUCUAUUUUUAAUUCCAAAAGGAGUCAGAAUUUUUGAUCCCCCAAGCAACUUAAAAGAGAAACAGCGUUAAAUCACAUCAUACAUCAAGCUCUUGAAGCUAACAUCUGCGAGAUAGAAGAAAAUAAAUAAUAAACAAUAGUAGUAAUAAUCCUAAAAGAAAAGAAAUAGAAAAUAGAAGAAAACAAAAAAUAAUAGGAAAUACAGAACUAUAACAAAAAUAAUUUAACUGGUUUAUUACUUGCAUUAUUAUAUUUGUUCAAACGAAAUUUGCCGCACUUUGAAUUUGUAGCGAUUUAUUCUGUACAAGGUGCCAAGAUACAUGUAUCUAUCUGGGAAAUGAAAGGAGGUACAUAUACACUGACGAGAUAUCCGAAGAAUUGUUUUACCCAAACUUAUAGAGAUUUGUAUGGAGACGCCAUGCUGGUGCUCACCUCGAUGAGCUCCAACAUGGCGGACGGAAACCAACAGAAACAUCUGUUACCGAGUUUUGCUACAAAAGCGUGAAUAUAUUCUUCAAGAUUCUCAUAAACAUUAAAGUAGUACUUUUUCUAAUACAUGAACUGUUUAAAUAGCAAAAUUUCCUGAAAUAAGUCAUUUUUUUAACCUACAUGACAGCUCUCUUGGUUGUCAUGAAAAUGCCGCGUCACCGGCAAAAGCUUAGAAAUUCAAGCGUACUCUAUCAUAAAACCAAGAACCCUUUUGAAGCGAAAAUUUGUAUGAACAUUAGUUUUCAGCUGCCCUAAUGCAUCGUGAAAGAAAAAUUCCGGUAGGAUCGAUAUUUUUUCAGUUUGAAUUUUGUGACGUCAUGUGAAAACCAACAAUAGAAGUAUGACAUUACUUUUAUGAAAAAUUAAAGAUUGGAAUAAAUUACUGAUAAAUCUGAGAAAGGUCCAAGCGUCAGAAUUGUUAAAAAGGAAUACGAGGAGCGUUAAUUUGCUGAUUAAAAGAAUUUUAUAAUUCUAAUUAAAUAGACUUCGCACUGGUUAUUCUGAAGCUACCUUGGUAUUAGUAGUUUUUGCGAAGGGAGGGCGCAGCAAAUAACGGCUUCCGGUGUUAUCACCAUGGAAAAGGUGCGCGUGCCUAAACUCUGCAAGUAAGUACGAAGGCGCUAUUCCGUGAAGACAGUUAUGGACUAAGACGCAUUUGAGAUAAUUUCUGUGUGCUUGUAGGUUGGGCCAGCCAAAUGUUGAUUUUAACUCCUCAGCCCCGAUAGAUCGACCUUCAAUAAUACAUGCGGCGCGUCUAUUUAGUUUGUCUAGAUAAGCUUUGUUCCCAACCCCACAGCUGUCCAGACAGGCGAACAAUAAUCAAACAAUGGCAAGACUAUAGUAUUGGAGAGCAUUUGACAAGUUGGCUUGGAAAGAACUUUACGUGCUCGACGCAGUUUACCUAAUCUAUGGUCCUUCCAAGAUAAGGUGUUGUUUAGGACCCCAAGAUAUUUAAACUUGUUAACUCUUUCUUAACGGGUGUUACCGAUUUCUAAUACUCCUCUGAUGAGUACCAACAAGCAUAAUCUUCAUUUUUUCAAGAUUAUGUAUUAGAAAAUUAGCUUGAAGCCAGCUUAGGACGUAAGUUAGGCCACUAGUUAACUGAGCUUGAAUUUCACUGACCGACUUGCUUGCAAAAUAGACAAGUGUACCGUCAGCAUAAAGCUCGACGCUACAACCUUGAACCGCCAGAGGUAAGUCAUUUAUGUAGACGAUAAAUAAUAAAGGGCCAAGUACGCUACCCUGGGGGCCCCGAAAGAUAUAGGCUGGGGCUCAGACACGACCCCAUUAGUGCAAACACUUUGGGUGCGCACAGCUAAGUAGGACCUAAACCAUUGGACAGCAGAGCGAUUCAUUCCUGGCGAAGUUAACUUAUCUAUAACAUGAUGCUAUGAUCUAAGGUGUCAAAGGUCUUGCUUAGGUCUAAAAAUAUAAGUCCAGUUAAUAGUCCUUUGUCAAUGUUUUCCAGCAAACUGUUUGUCACGUGUGAUGCACAGUCAAUGCGCUUGUCAUCCGUUUCACUCCAAGAUACCAGGUUAUUAGUUACGAAAAACAGUUCAGGGACGAUUUCACUCAACUUCACUUGAAGUCGUUUAUGCUUGAAUUAGAGGAUCCUAACGAACAAGUAAUCGCGUUCAAUACUCUUAUUUCGGACUGUUUAGAGUGACAUGUACCCUUAAAGGAUGUGAGCGUGACAAGACCACCUGCGCUCUGGUUGAAUGAUCCGAACAUUCGAAUGCUGCAGGAGGCAUGCAAGCGUUAUCGUAGGGAAGCACACAUACCCCCUCACAGUGAGGCUGCGUGGGACAUCUUCAAAGACGCCCGUAACAGUCUUAAGAAACUGAUUGGGAAAGCAAAGAGAAGGUUUAUGACCAAUGCACUCUCGUAUAAGCGGCACAAGGAAGUAUGGAAGACGAUCCAUCGCAUACUUCACCCUAGCCAGCAAACAAUAACUGUUUAUUCGGAUAAUAAGCACUUUACUUCUGCAGCUGAGCGUGUCGAUGCCUCAGUGGCAGUUGAUAGGGAGGAGUUGCAUAGGCGUAUUAAUGCGCUUGCGCAGGACCCUGAUACUUCCUUUCGUCUGAAGAGUGUUACCUAUCAUGAAGUUAUUGGGGAGAGCAAAGCGCUGCGGUCCGACUGCUCUAGUGGUCCGGAUAACAUUCCAACCAAAUUCAUCAAGCUAGUUUCAGACCAUUUAGCAUCGCCUUUAACGCAUAUCUUAAACACGUGCAUUUCGAAACUGGACUUUCCAACUCUUUGGAAGGUUGCACGCAUUAGUCCCAUUCCGAAGGUGGGCGAACCCCAGGCAAAUGACGAUUUUCGCCCUGUUUUCAUUUCGCCUGUGUUAUCAAAGGUUUAUGAAAGACUGUCUUGACGACAAAUGGUGGAUUUUCCCACGGAAACUGCGCGGCCUCAGCCAAAUGUAAGUGCAUACCGCAAAGGACACUCAACUACAACUACUUUGCUCGCAAUAAGAGAUGAUAUCCCCAAGGCAAUGAACAGAGGUGAGGUCACCAUUGCAAUUAUGGAAGACUUUUCUAAAGCUUUUGAUACAGUUGUGUGAGAGACAUUUCUGUGCAAAUUGCGUAAGCUAGGGUUUUCCAAGUCCUCUCUACAUUAGAUUCUGAGUUAUUUGACUGAUCGAACGCAGUACGUCCAAAUCGGUGAUCUCUGGUCGGAGCGCAUAAAUGUGUCUUGGGGUAUUCAACCUUUAUGUCAACGACUUGACUGACGUACACCCAACCGAAGUAAAUUGCCAUCAAUAUGCGAAAGAUAUAACGAUUUAUAGUCACUCUAAACCAUCUGAGCUUCUGUGGGUUGUCGGGCGGAGAUGCAGGCUGUCUACCUGGUCAUUCCGAUGUAACCUGGCGCUCCAUCCUAAGAAGACUAAAGUAAUGCCGCUUCUUUCAACUCCCCACGUGUCACAAACUCAUGGACUAGACGGACACUGCAUCCAUCUCUGCGCAAAUGGAAAGAGUCUCAAGCGAGUUUUAAUUUUCCGCCUACUUGGUGCGGAAGUGCAGGAAAACGUGAACUGGAAAAGAGAGAGAAACUCCAAGAUCUCAAGUUGUUACGGAACCUUGUCUGUACUGAAGAAGCUGAAAUACCUUGACCCGUAUAAUGAAAAAAAAAACAGAAAAUACUUGGCAGAGUGUCUUAUUUUGUCAAAUUAUAAUGACAUUGUCAGUGAUACUAUAGCAGAUUAUCUUGUUAAGAGACUUCAUCGAGUAUAGUUAGCGGCUGCUAAGCUGUCUACCUGGUCAUCCCGAUGUAACUAUGUGACUAGACGGACACUCCAUCAACCUCUGCGCAAAUGGAAAGGGUUUCGAGCGAGUUUCAACGUUCCGCUUAGCGGCUACUAGUUUUGUUUUAGGACGCUUCGCAACCAAGCUUGGUUUGCUUUAUUAAUUACGUUCAUACACUCCCGUAGCUCCCUCGAAAAACAUACCCGAUUCCACUGAGACCAAAAUGGGCAAAGUGUAUACCCAGUUUCAACCCAAAACGGCCCAAAAACCCUACGGCGUCCAGGAUCGAUCUUGUUAGCAAAAAUUUACUAGCAAAUUGUUUUCGCAAUUGUCGCAAAAGAAAUGAUUGAGCAGAAAAUUAUCUGAAAUAAUCACUUACAAAUAUCGCAAAAAUCGCAAGAAUAACAAAUGUAACAAAAUUUAAGACUUAGAAAGAGACCAAGCCAAGAAGGGCCCCGAAAAGUCGGCAAAUGCAAGAAAAAUUGGUUUAAAAAAUUUGUUUGGUUUUUUGUAGGCCCAUGUGGGUUAGUUUUGUCUAAUUCUAAAGUGGAUAAGGUGACUCCGCUGUUUUUUAUUAAAACAAUCAAUAAGGGCUGCAGAGUUCCUAGCUAGGAAAUGCGGUGCUCUUCCGAUUAAAUUGUAUUUAUUCGAGAGAGCGCUUUUUGAUUUUUCGACUUUAUUAGAGGGCGGGGCUCUUUCAAGAAACUUCGGUUUUCAGUUCAUAUGAGGGCCUUAUUUCACGUGUGGUUCAUCUGCAUUACAUUUGGAAACUUUUACGUUUGUGGUCAAUUAUCACAUUUCUGGCUUUAACGGCCUAACUAACCUUUUUACUGCUUUCGAGCGGGUACAUAUAAUUCUUUUUUAGGCGGCACCACCCGACUAUUACCUACCUAUUACCUAUUGUUUUAUUAUACAAUUUAUACAUGCUACGUAAUGGUAACAGGACUGAGUGGAGUCCAAUUCGGUCUGUAAUCAUACGAGUGAUUAACAAAAUCGGACGACCGCGUAGCGGGAGUCCGAUUUGUUUAAUCACGAGUAUGAUUACAGACCGAAUUGGACGACACAAAGUUCUGUUACCAAUUAAUCAUAACUUUAACAAAAUUUGUGAUAUAAUAGGCUAUUUUUUAAAUCAAAACACAAGAAAUUCGAAAUUUUGUUUUGCUAGCAGUGAAAAAAAAAAGCCAUUUAAGCGCGCGCGUGAUGGCGCGUACUGUCCAAUUACUUAGGCAUGACGCGUACUGUCCUAUUUAACUGUCCAAUUAAUAAUGGUAAUUGAACUAAGUGGAGUGCAAUUUGGUCUGAAAUCAUACGCGUGAUUUCAAAAUUGAACGAGCGCGCAGCGCGAGUUUGAUUUGAAAUCACAAGUAUGAUUUCAGACCAAAAUUGCACGACACGAAGUUCAAUUACCACUUUAUUACAUCCACUUUGAAAUCGCAGAAUUUAGUCAGUACUAAUAUUUUAUUGAUCGAGUAGCCGGUUUGUUAAAAAGCCGAAACAAAAAGGCUUUUACAUCUCAUUUUGUAUUCGAAACAGAAAUGAUGCAAUAUAUAGAACAAAAAUGGUGCAAUUUAAAACAGAAAUGAUGCGAUUGAGAACAUGAAUGACGCGAUUUGGAACAGAUGCGAUUUAGCGCAAAAAAUGGUGCGAUUUAGGAAUAAAUCACACUGCUGAGAGCCAAUCAGAUUACACGGAUAGCCAGUGAUUUCAAAGUGGAUGUAAUAAAUAUUUUAAUUGUAUAUACAUUAUUAUUGUUAUUUCUUAUUUGAAAAUAAUUUUUAUUUUUGUGUCCCCAAUUAGUUGUGAAAACUAAAUACAUUGACACAUUAAUAAAGCUUUUACUUACUUACUUACUUACUUACUCAAAUAACCCUCGCUACAUUCGGCUGGUGCUACUUUUGUAACCGUGCGUUUGCCGAGGUAUAUCAAUUGUUCAUUAAGUUUUUUUGUUGUUGUAAGGUCGACAUUGCUCCAUACCAAAUGUUAGUUUUGUCCAGGACGUACGAAAGAUUGUCAUAUUCUUUGUUUAUAUUUAUUCUUUUUAUGUCUCUAAAUCCAAUCGUUUUUUGCAUCUGAUUGAAUAUGAGGACGGUCACUUACUAAAACAUGCAGAGAAAACAAAUCUUGCUUGAUUUCAUGCAGUGCCUCAAAAAUGUCAUUAUCUAAAUAUCUAUUUACUAGGAAGCGUGAAAACAAAGCCUACUUACUGAAUGUGGAGUCCAAACAAAUUCCUGUGUACUGUCAGAUGGAAGCUGCUGAGCUUGGAGCAUGCGGAGGAGGUGGAUGGACGCUGGUCAUGAAGAUCGAUGGCAAACAGGUAGCAGCAGCGGUGCAACAAUUUUAGUAUUCAUUGAUAAUAUAUUGCCCGCGUUCAUGAUUGGAUCCAAUUCCUCGACUAAUUCUUCAUAACCAACCUCCGCUUAUAUUACCAUAUUUGGAAGAUGUAGGAAAUAUACAUGAUCGAUUCUAUGGUAUAUUUAACAAUUAAUGAAUGCGGCUGAGUAUCUUAUGAAGAAUUAUGGAGAUCGAGGAGGAUGUUAUCCGUCGAGGCCGUAGGCCGAGGCGGAUAACACCCUCCGAGAUCUCCAUAAUUCUUCAUAAGAUACGAAAGCCGAAUUCAAUAAUUGUUUUAUUAUUCAUUCAAAAUAAUUCCUAGUUUAAAAACAAAGCUAAAACAUGCUUACCUCCAUCGAUCCAACGAUGUUAAGUUCACCUUCUAUAGUGCACGUUUAGGGUUUUCCGGUUCCGCAAAUGUUCUCCAAAUAGCCUGCGAGAUCUCCAUAAUUCUUCAUAUGAUACGAAAGCCGAAUUCAAUUAUUGUUUUAUUAUUCAUUCAAAAUAUAUCCUAGUUUAAAAACAUGGCUAAAACAUGCUUACCUCCGUCGAUCCAACGAUGUUAAGUUCAUCUUCGAUAGUGCACGUUUAGGUUUGUCCAGCUCCGCAAAUGUUCUCCAAAUAGCAGACGUCGCCCUUCGAGUUGUCUUCUUGCUGUUCUUGCCAUGUUUUUAGCUAUUUUUUCGCCUAGUUCUUACUCUUGAAACGAGUGAAAUGUCCACCAUUUUUCAAGUUCACAACCAAAACAAAUAAACCUCGUCCCCAGGUCUUCUCGGUUAACGGUGCAUUAGCCUGCAAGAACGCUGCAUUUUUGACGUCAGUUCCUCGCUAAACAGAAAAUUCUUCCAAAUUUGGUCAUCAGUAACUGGUUAUGGUGAAUUAAAAAUGUGCUUUUAGCCAAUCAGAAUCGGGGAAAUAUUUUGAAUGAAUAAUAAUGCCCAUUAUUAAAAACUGGCUCAUUGGAUAAUGCAAUUCUAGUGCUCUGAUUGGCUUAGCCAUCAUGGUAUAUGAGCCAUUAUACCAUGCUCUCCAAAUAUGGUAAAUGUACGCGUCUGCUCAAAAUUAAAAACAAACUGAAAAUCGGUUGUUUUUACAAAUAAAGUCGGGAGGAAUUCUCGAUACUGUUUUUGGGCGUUUUUGAUAAAACAAUUAUUCUACUCGCCCUUGUUGGAUAUGAGAUGAUUGUAGCCAUCUAGGCGCUACGCGCCUCUUUGGCUAAUCUACCAUUUCAUAUCCAACGCGCACUCGUGGAAUAAUUGUUAAAUGACUCAUCGAUCAACCUCGAGCAGUUUCCUUUAAACUACUUUUUUGCUAAAAUUGCGACCGAGAAUUGCUAGCAAAUCAGUUUUGCGACAGAUUGCAAUCCUGGACAUAAGUGAACAACGGAGCUAGUUUUAGAAAAGUAACUAAACAGCUGUUAAACAAUUAGCUGAAAGGAACGGAACAUACCGUCAGCUUUUGGCUGGGGGAACAGGUAUUGAAAUAUCAAAUAUGGAAAUUGCCAAUCCAUACUUGACCGCACGGUAUGGGAGUCUGUUGUGUAAACCAUUCCGGCUCAUGUUUAAAAUUUGAAAUUAGGUAAAUUUUAAGCUUUGGUAUGAAUGGGGCGGGAGUGAUAUCAAUCCAGUGCAAUCCUUGGGGCAAGUUUUUUUAAUAGCGCACGAACAAAACGUUUAUUUUCUGAAAGGUUGAUGGUUUAAGAUCAAUUGUUAGUUUUAUAAUGAAGUAGCUGAAUUUUUGUACAAAAAUUGAUUUUAUUUAAUUUCUACCCUUUUUGGCAUAUUUUCUACCAUACUAAUGUUGCGCAAAAGUAGGUGAUCCGAGAUAGCCCAUGAGGACAAUCUUGUGUGCCGCUCGCAGAAAUAUUACCGCGAAGCUUUCUUACAAGAAUAGGGCUUUACUGACAAACCAUGAGGCUAAUCUGGCUCGAUUUUGGCUGAGUUCCUUUUUAUUUGCGUUUUUAUGAAUCGAGACCGAGUUGAGGUCCAUAAAAACGCGAAAAAGAACCAGCCCAGUAUCCAGUCAUCUUGACCGAAGAUUUGGUAAAUCAAGGAUUUAUUACAUGGCCAAAAGGAAAUUGUUUUUCGCACAGACCACAGGAUUCGUUUCAUCUUGACGGGUCGUAAAACGGCUAGUCAUAUCAGUGAUGUAGCCUCUUCACACCGGCUCACUAGUACACCGAGAUGGCGGCCAUUGACCAUCAUCUCAGCGAAAUGUUUAGAGGAAUCUCGCCAUGUCACGUCAUUUACCUGGCUGGGGUAUUUAUUACAUUAUUUUAAUUCUUACCAGGCGUUUGAUUGUAUUCGCCUAGAUAUUCUCAAAACUACUUGGGGAGGGUGAGGAGGUUGGAUGUAGUUGACCCCCAGGGCCCAGAAGGCCAAAUUGGAUAGUCUUACAAACUUUUGGAGCAGAAUGUGACUGCUGUGAUGUCAUGUGAAAACAGUUUGUUAAUUGACGAUAUAUCAUUCUUUAUCUGUUUAGAAUACCUUUCAUUACAUUUCAAAAUUGUGGACCAACAGGAAGGACCAUAAUCCCUCUGCGGGAAAGACCCCGCUUGAUCAUCAAGAAACAAAAUUACCCACCUACUGGAGCACACCAUUCACUAAGAUCUGCCUCGCUAUGAAGAUCGGCCAUCAAGUUAAUUCGAUCGUCAUCAACAAACAAGCCAACUCCUUACACUCCCUGAUCUCUGACAGAUACUACCGUUCGACGUCACUGGGUCGUCACACCUGGAAGAAGCUGAUUGGCCAACAGGCAUCGCUGCAGAGAAAUUGUAACCGGGAAGGGUUCAAUUCUGGUUGGUGGCUCCGGUCGCACAGCAAAGCAAGAAUAGGUAUUGUAAGUAACGAACAAAACGACUGUAAUUCCCCUGACUCAAGAAUUGGGUUUGGUACUGGUGGUCUUUAUUAUACUGACAACACCUGUGGAAACGUGGCCUUCCAUCAACCAGACAAUGGUUACAGAAACAUUAAAGCGAUGUGCUACAUCCUGGUGCAAUGA